AUGACGGGAACCAUUUGGUUUCUGCUCUUAGGGUUGAUUAUUGCAGCUGAUUUCGGCAGUGCAGAAGUGCCAGCCAUUUUUAUCUUUGGUGAUUCAACUGCUGAUGUUGGGACUAACAAUUAUUUGGAGGGCUGUAAAGCUGGAGCUGACAACCGUUUUUAUGGAAUUGAUUACCCUCACUCGAAACCAACUGGGAGAUUUAGCAAUGGCUUUAACACCAUUGAUUUAGUUGUGAGGCAAUUGGGUGAUUUCGAGGAGAGCCCGCCAGCUUUUCUCUAUCUGGUGCAGAACAUGUCUUGUUUCAAAAGCAAUAUACUGCAUGGUGUGAAUUUUGCUUCUGGAGGAUCUGGAAUUUGCAGAGAAACUGGAUCCAGGCCAUUUACAAAUGUUGUCCCUCUAGGGAAACAAAUUGAACAAUUCGCAACAGUUCGUGGAAAUAUGACAGAAUUGCUAGGUGAAGCUAAAACUGAAUCUCUGCUGGCUAACUCCUUGUACAUCAUAAGCGUGGGAAGCAAUGAUCUACUUGAAUAUGUUCGCUACGACUUCAAGAACAAAUCCUCACCCUCACUCCUCUCCAAUCUCACCUUCGCUUAG
Coffea arabica (coffee) is the source of this 594-nucleotide messenger RNA. RefSeq names its product GDSL esterase/lipase At4g28780-like. Gene Ontology annotation, molecular function: hydrolase activity, acting on ester bonds. The record is from RefSeq and is a predicted model, not a curated record. NCBI's taxonomy places the organism in Eukaryota, Viridiplantae, Streptophyta, Magnoliopsida, Gentianales, Rubiaceae.